AUGUCGUCCACAGCAUCUAACCCAGACAAAGAAAUAGACGCGCGCUCCACAUCCGCGCUCGCAUCCACCCGACGCAAUCUACGCUACCUAUACGACCCCAAAACCGCCCCCAAUGCUGUUUCAUCGCGGCGCACACGCGCGCUGCUACGGGUCCUAAGAUCAAGCAUAAUUUUUGUUUUCUGGCGAAUAGUACGGUAUGCCAAGUACGUUGCAAUCGGUUCUCUAGUAGCAACGGUGGGCGCAGGGGCUUUUGGCACAUUUGUUAGUGGUGCGGGUUUUGUGCUUGCGCCUACGGGGAUUGCGGGCACAAUUUUUGCGGCGACGGUGUGGGGGAUAGGUCGAUAUGCGAUUGGAAAAGUGAAGAAGAGAUGGGGGAUGGGCAGUGGUUAUGAGGAUGAGGAAGAAGAGGAGUUGCGGGAGAUGAGGAGGAAGAGGACGGCCGCGAGAAUGGAAUAUGGCGCGGAUGCUAUGCCUUGGUGA
Bipolaris oryzae ATCC 44560 is the source of this 480-nucleotide messenger RNA. RefSeq lists its product as uncharacterized. The transcript has a single exon. NCBI's taxonomy places the organism in Eukaryota, Fungi, Ascomycota, Dothideomycetes, Pleosporales, Pleosporaceae. The record is from RefSeq and is a predicted model, not a curated record. Bases 1 to 480 code for a protein of 159 amino acids.